GCUCUCGGUUCCUCAAUCAGCAAAACAAUCAUCGCAUAUAUUUUGCUGCUUCACUCAGCCCUCUUCAGCCUCUCCUUUGCCUCCCCAGUUUUCAUCGAGUGGCGGUAUUUAGGCCAUCAUGGCUCCAGUGGAGGAUGCAGCAGAAGAAGAUCACGUCCUACUUGUAGCCUUCUCGGCUCAGGGUCACAUAAACCCGAUGCUUAGGCUCGGAAAGCGACUUCUCUCGAAGGGCCUCCAUGUAACACUGGCAACCACUGAGAUAACCCGCGAGCGGAUGCUCAAGUCCUCCACAAUCUCCGUCACUGAAGCUGGUAGCACCACAGUAUCCGGCAUAGACGUGGUGUUCUUCUCAGACGGGAUGAGCCCCGAUGAUGACAGGGUUGCCAACCUCGACCUCUACAUGGAAACCUUAGGCAAAUUCGGGCCCAUCAACCUCUUGGCGCUGAUCACAGAACGCUACCGUGUCGGCAAGAAGCUCCUCUGCCUCAUCACCAACCCUUUCCUCCCUUGGCUCGCUGAUGUGGCUUCAGAGCUCGGGAUCCCAUGUGCCCUCCUGUGGAUCCAACCAUGUGCAAUCUAUGCCAUAUACCAUAGCUUCUACAAUAAGCGCUAUCAGUUUCCUACCAUCGAUGAACCCGAUAUGAGCGUGGAGUUACCGGGGUUGCCUCUAUUGACCACCCAGGACCUACCUUCUUUUGUCCUCCCCACAAAUCCAUUUGGUAGCUUCACAAAAUUGUUCUCUGAAUUAUUCCAACACUUGGAGAAGUUCAAGUGGGUGUUGGGAAAUUCUUUCUAUGAGCUCGAGAAGGGCAUGAUUGAUUCCCUAUCGGAGCUUUGCCCGAUACGGCCCGUCGGUCCGCUUGUGCCUUUGGUGUUACUAGGUCAAGAACAAGACCAAGACGCUGGGGUUGAAAUGUGGAAAUCGGAGGACAGUUGCAUCGAGUGGUUGGACCAACAGGCACCCCGUUCGGUUAUAUACGUUUCAUUUGGCAGUAUUGUUGUGCUGCCGGCUAAGCAAAUGGAAAGUGUUGCUACAGCGCUGAAGAAUGCAAAGCGGCCGUUCCUGUGGGUGGUGAAGCCACCGGCAAAACCAUCCCCAGACAAUGCUGGAGAACUCCCGGUAGGGUUUACCAAUGAAAUCAAGGAUCAAGGACAAGUAGUGACAUGGUGCCCACAAAUAAGGGUUCUAGCUCACCCAGCUAUUGCCUGCUUUGUCACUCAUUGCGGUUGGAACUCUAUGCUGGAGACCAUAUGUUCGGGCAUCCCAUUGAUAGCCUACCCCCAGUGGACCGACCAGCCCACAAACGCAAAGCUCAUCACUGACGUGUUCAAGGUCGGCGUGAGGCUCAAGAAGGACGAGAGCGGCACGGUCACGAGUGCUGAAAUCGAAAAGUGCAUUGAGGAAGUUAUGGUGGGUCCACUGGCGGAGGAGCUGAGGAAGAAUGCCGAGGAGCUGAAAUGUGCCGCGCGAGAGGCAGCCAGCCCCGGGGGCUCCUCUGACAAGGCCAUACAGCAAUUUGUGGACGAGGUAACUGCUGAAAAUUACAUGAAUAAUAAUCCGGCAAGUAACGGAGAGUGUUGUGGGGAUCAGAAGAAGAGCCACGAGGAAGAGGUAGAAGGAUCAACCGAAGAUAAGGUUAUCGACGGCCAUGUUACGGAGGUGGUCCCUCCUCCGUCUCAAAGUAGUAAUUGAAAGUGGCUUCAAUCAAUUCAUGGAAUUUGUCUUGGCUCCCUUCAAGAAGAUAGCUCCGCAGCCUUAACAGACAAAUUUCGAUGCUGUGGUAGACAUUAGCCCAGAAAUAAUUGCUGGCAUACUGCCACAGAAUCUUUGAUGUGGCCGAGGAUAUCAUGUCAUACGAUGAAAAUCUCGAGCCCUCCAUUGCUAAGGCUAGUAUAUUUUCGAAUUAAGCAUCAAUUACCUAGAAAUCACAAAUUUAGUAUGUUCUCUAUCUACAGAUAAUCUGAUCACGUAGAAGGAAUAUCUACGUACCCUCUGUAAUGUUGGUUUCACAAAGCAAUUGACACCUGAUCUUGGUCAAUUGAUAAUAACGGAAUCGUAUGCGAGGUUAGUUAGUAAAAGCCCGUUUAAUUUCGCAA
This is a messenger RNA of Punica granatum (pomegranate), 2097 nucleotides long. The record is from RefSeq and is a predicted model, not a curated record. Lineage: Eukaryota; Viridiplantae; Streptophyta; Magnoliopsida; Myrtales; Lythraceae.